GUUAAAAAGUAAACCAAAUGUCAAGCAAAUUUCGCCUUCGAAACUCUCUGUGAACGCAUACAAGGAAUAUAGUAGAAACUGCCUUCCCUGCCAGUCAUAAAGUGACAUGAGCUCUGGAUUCUGAACAAGUAGGAAGUGAAAGCCGGGAGGAGGCUUUGGAGUGCCAAAAUGCUGCAUGCCUUGUCAGUGACUGUUGUGUGGCCUUUGUCUGAGCUUUUAACAAUUUAACUCCUUUCUUAUAACUGGAUUACAAGGAUGUGAAGACUCACUCUUUUUUCAAAAGCACAGCCCUUUACAACAAUGACUGCCAUGACCACUCUGACAAAAACUGGCUAUGAUGUAGUGACAAGAGAAGAUCCUGAGGAGGACCGCUCUGUUCUGUUUUAUGGCUCUAGUGCCUCACAGUACAGAGAGGAAACAGAGUACAUUAAAAAGAUACGCUCUAAACUGGAGAAAGUACAAACGCAGGUAUUUGGAAAUGACUGUGAUGGUUAUAGAAGACAGACAUCAAGUGAUGAGGUACGGAAUCAAAACCCAUGGAAUUCAAGUGACUCUGAGACAAGAGCCAACAGCUUCUACUCCAGAUAUCAUCAGAUCUUAGAAGAUAUCAAAGAAAAGGACUGUCAGCUCUAUCACAUCAACUUGGAGAACCAGGAGCUAGAAAUCAGGCUCGAAGCAUCACGAGAGGCUGGGGCUGGGGCCCUGAGAGAUGCUUCAAGAAAACUGUUCGACAUGUACCAAACUCGACUGGAGGAAGCUAGGAGGAAACACUUGGAAGACAAACAGAUACUCCAGGCUUACACUGAGGAGCAGGCGCAGAAUUUAAAGAAACGCAUGGAGAUGGCAUCACCACUUGAAGAAAAGCAAACCAGAGUCUCAGAACUGGAAAAGCGGGUAGAAAGAAUGGAAAAUGAAAAGAAAGUGCUGAUGGAGAGAAAAAAAUUCAUGGAAAAAGAGAUGCUGUCAAUUUCACAUAACCAUCCAGAUGAUAUUAAAAGCUUAAGGGCUUGCCAAAUGGAAGCAGCUGCUCUUCGGGAGAAAAUUUCCCAUCUUGAUGACAUGGUUCUCAGCCAGAACAGAAAACUACGGAGUUCCAUACAGCAAAUUGAGCAGUUAAACAGAGAGCUGUCCGGUCAAGAUAAAGUUAUAUGGAGCCUGCAUGAAAGACUUCUCUCUGCAGAAGCACAGAAUAAAGAAUUGAAGUACAAGGUAGAUUUCUGGUCCAGCCAGCACCCUGAGGUAGUUUCAACUACAGUGUCAGUCGACUCACUUCCACUGAAAAGUAUGUUUCCCCUGCUGAGGGGGACUGUCUCAGACAUAAGAACUUCAUAUGGACUUCAGUCCAGUGACACUACCUGCUAAUAUAAAGACAGCAGCUGCUUGGUAAAGGAAUAGUCAUCUCCAGCUGGUUAACUUUUCAUUUACAACUUCAAAGAAAGAGAAAUAUAUCUGAACAUCUGGGCUGACUUCCGGAAAGAAAACACAAUGCUUCAGUCCAGUCAUAAGAACUGUCCUUUAAGAGAUCUCUAAUCCUGUUCAGUAUGGAGCAGUACAUUCAUAGACUGACAAUUUGAGAAUGUGCUGCUUUAGUAACAAAUCCCUAUAUUGUGUGAUUUUGGCCCAGUCUGUAUAAUAAAUAUACCAGCAGUUACAACAUACUGCAAAAGCCAGGAUGCUGAAGUUUAUUUGUAUUUUAAAUAUCCACAUAUGUAUGUUGUGCUGAUGCUAGGAAAAUCAAAACAAAAUAUGUAAGUUGGCCCAGUGCAGAAAUGAAAAUGAACAUCAAACAAUGCUGUGCUGAGCCUUUAAUGUUUCAUGCAGUGCUGUUGAUUCAGAUGCUAAAGCUUUAAAUGUGUAAAAUGAACACAGUGAGUAUGUUCUUACAGCUAAUAUGACAUUUUCUACUUGGUUCUAGACAGUCCAAACUGCAUUGGAUUUACAAAGUAUAUUCUAUCUAUCAUAUCUCAAAAAAGGUGUUCCAUGAAUUAAAUUAUGAUAACUAAAACCUUGAUUCAAUACCUAACACUGUUCGUGCCUCUCUGUGUGUGUAUAGAUGUAUGAGCGAUACGCAACGAAUCAAAGAACUGUACAGCAUCCUUCCACUGUACCAAGCUAGCACUGCACUCACAUAACUUCAAAGCCAUAACUAUGGUGUAGUUACACAGUAGCAAGUGUGUCUUUCUGUUUGUUUGUAUUACUUUUCCAACCCAGUGAUACAUCUGUAGUAUUGUACAAUCAAUAUAUACUUAUUAAAAGGUGCUAAUGAAAACUA
Messenger RNA from Polyodon spathula (Mississippi paddlefish), 2272 nucleotides. Its product is annotated as coiled-coil domain-containing protein 68-like. Gene Ontology annotation, biological process: intracellular signal transduction. NCBI's taxonomy places the organism in Eukaryota, Metazoa, Chordata, Actinopteri, Acipenseriformes, Polyodontidae. The record is from RefSeq and is a predicted model, not a curated record. The transcript is spliced from 11 exons. Gene Ontology annotation, cellular component: intracellular anatomical structure. The coding region runs from base 301 to 1362 and encodes 353 amino acids.